Molecule: messenger RNA, 753 nt
Organism: Arabis nemorensis
Lineage: Eukaryota; Viridiplantae; Streptophyta; Magnoliopsida; Brassicales; Brassicaceae
Source: the annotation of a GenBank genome assembly
AUGGUUCCAGCCGAUGAAUUACUUCUGGCCCUUACUUCUGGCACACGAACUGAGAAAAACGGCGCCCUUACAGGUUUCAAAGUUGUUCUGCUUUUUGAUGAAUGGCGAAAGAAGUUAGGUUUGCUGAUAUAUUCAUCUGAGACUGGCUUGUGGAGUCCCGAAACUGUUCACAUUCCUAUCUCCUUUCGGAGCCAUGAUUAUCACAAUUCCAUUAGCUUCAACGGGAAUCUUUCUUGGCUCGCCCGAAAUAGUAACUAUGAUGAAGCUGUUGUAUCCAUCGAUUUCUACUCUGCUGGCACGGGUUCUGUUCUUGUUACGCCUUUCCCUGAUUUAGAAAAAGUCCCGAAAUUUACAACUACUUGUCAAGGGUUUCUCAUGUACAUGAACGUAGUCUCUGUAACCAAAGAUGAUGAGAGUGUAGAAGAGAAGUUUAAUAUAUGGAGGCUAAAGAGCGGAGAAUGGCAACUAGUAUCUGAAAUCGCCGGCUGGUUCAAUGAUAUACCGUUGGCAAUAAACCCUUUUGAUGCCAAGUCAGUCUACUUUUGGAGCAAGUAUGGCCAACGUUUGCUAUCCUUUAACUUACGCAAUGGGGAAUUUGUAUGCCACAAUAAGCUCAAAUAUAGCAGUGAUGGUCGUAUUUCGAGUUCCGUUAAAGGCCCGAAAGUUGUGAAAUACUUCACUGAGCCAAACUUUUCAUCGUUCGUUCUGCCACAAUGGCUGCAUCGGAUCCCGAACAUGGUGAGAAAAGUUUAG